CCCGCCAGUUGCCGAGGCUCGCGCCAAGCUGAUUGAAGAAAAGCAGCAUUUUCCUUUACACUUAAAUUUGUACUUUUAGUCAGUAUCUCGUUUACUGUUAAACCUUAUUGUACAAGCAGGUGUUCUAGUUUUGAUAGUCUUACGUUCAGUCUUGUUUAUGUCGUGAGUAUAAUGAAACUUAGCUAAUUUAGUAAUUCACUAACUAGCAAACCGCUAGCUAACAGCUAACUUGGCUAACAGCUAAAUUGGCUAAAGAUCCUUGCUGAUUAACAGAAACCUGCACAAUCCAUCAUUCUUCUACAUUUACCCAUACUUCACUGAAAAUGAAAGCUGCAGAGGACCAGGUUGUUGAAGAUGAUGCUCAUUUCCAGGAUGAUGACGAGUCCUUCUUCCAAGACAUUGACCUUCUGCAGAAACAUGGGAUCAAUAUGGCAGACAUCAAGAAGCUGAAGUUAGUGGGUAUCUGCACUGUGAAGGGGAUUCAGAUGACGACUCGCAAGGCUUUGUGCAACAUCAAGGGCCUGUCAGAGGCAAAAGUGGACAAGAUAAAGGAGGCUGCUGGGAAAAUGCUGAAUGUUGGUUUCCAGACUGCCUUUGAGUACAGCACAAGGAGGAAGCAGGUGUUCCACAUCACCACCGGGAGUCAGGAGUUUGAUAAACUACUGGGUGGAGGUGUUGAGAGUAUGGCUAUCACAGAGGCCUUUGGAGAGUUCCGCACAGGAAAAACCCAGCUGUCUCACACCUUCUGUGUCACUGCUCAGCUGCCAGGCGAGGACGGCUACUCAGGAGGGAAAGUCAUCUUCAUAGACACAGAGAACACUUUUCGUCCAGACAGACUGAGAGACAUUGCUGACAGGUUUAAUGUGGACCAUGCUGCUGUGUUGGACAACGUGCUUUAUGCUCGAGCCUACACCAGUGAACACCAGAUGGAGCUGUUGGACUUUGUAGCAGCCAAAUUCCACGAAGAAGGAGGAGUGUUCAAAUUACUGAUCAUCGACUCCAUCAUGGCUCUGUUCAGAGUAGACUUUUCUGGACGAGGAGAGCUGGCUGAGAGGCAGCAGAAACUGGCCCAGAUGCUCUCCAGGCUGCAGAAGAUCUCUGAAGAAUACAAUGUAGCAGUGUUUGUCACCAACCAAAUGACAGCUGAUCCCGGAGCAGGAAUGACGUUUCAAGCUGAUCCCAAGAAACCAAUCGGUGGGCACAUCCUGGCCCACGCCUCCACCACACGGAUCAGCUUAAGGAAAGGACGUGGAGAGAUGAGAAUUGCCAAAAUAUUUGACAGUCCUGAUAUGCCUGAGAACGAGGCCACGUUUGCCAUCUCUGCUGGAGGAAUCACUGAUGCCAAAGAGUGAAGGAUGAAGUGAAGAGACACAAUUGCCCGUUAAUGUUAUUUAUGGAUUUUAAUAUAUAUAUAUAUUUAGCUUUAUAUCUUUAUAUAACAUAUUCAAUUUACACUGACAAGCUUGAACCAUUGUUAUUUGGAUGUAUUUAUUCUAUUUAUGUGUUAUGUAGGAUUUUCCUUUGUUUCAUAGAUGUUCAAAUAAACACACAAA
Molecule: messenger RNA, 1553 nt
Organism: Centropristis striata (black sea bass)
Lineage: Eukaryota; Metazoa; Chordata; Actinopteri; Perciformes; Serranidae
Gene: dmc1
Product: DNA meiotic recombinase 1
Exons: 14
Coding region: 324-1352 (342 amino acids)
Biological process (GO): DNA strand invasion; DNA recombinase assembly; mitotic recombination
Cellular component (GO): condensed nuclear chromosome; nucleus
Molecular function (GO): double-stranded DNA binding; single-stranded DNA binding; ATP-dependent DNA damage sensor activity
Source: RefSeq, a predicted model, not a curated record